Molecule: messenger RNA, 4039 nt
Organism: Coregonus clupeaformis (lake whitefish)
Lineage: Eukaryota; Metazoa; Chordata; Actinopteri; Salmoniformes; Salmonidae
Product: WD repeat and SOCS box-containing protein 1
Exons: 9
Coding region: 373-1641 (422 amino acids)
Biological process (GO): intracellular signal transduction
Molecular function (GO): protein binding
Source: RefSeq, a predicted model, not a curated record
AAAAGAUGCCAUCCAGUCUACUCUUCAGCCAUUGUAUUUGAACGUUGUCGUCUGUAUUCAGCGGUGUGCUGUAACACAGUAAUUUCGUGGAUUUCAAUAAACGCAGGUUUUAGCCAUCCAGCUGAACAAAACCUAGUCUGCACACGGAUUGUAAAAAGGAUAAUUGUAAAAAUAUUUGCUUUUUUUGGGCUCACGCGAUAUUAAAAUUAGCAGCAGGCUACGUGCACAGCACAACAUUCCAGACGUCGGAAUAUAAUCCCGUUUUCUCGCUGGCUAGCUAAUUAUAUAGCAAGUUAGCUACUUUUUAUUUUCCCCCAAAACCAUUGCUAUUAAACCAAUAGGCUUUUCUCUACGGAUCCGGUUUCUAUUUAGAUGGCAAGCUUCCCAGAUUCUGUAAAAGAAAAUGAAAUAGGUAAGGCUAAGUUCAUCGGUGAACUCUUAGUGCCUGUUGCUCCCUUCGACCAGAAGUCCGGGCGAGAGACCUGGACUGUAGCCUUUGCACCUGAUGGUUCCUACUUCGCUUGGUCUCAAGGGCAUCGCAUCGUGAGGCUUGUUCCCUGGUCAAAAUGCCUGAAGAAUUUCGGUGGGGAAGGCUCCAACGGAGCAGUCCCUCAGCGUUUGUCGCGGCAGAACAGCGAGGGGGGAACAGUGGUGCCAGUGGGCGAGCCCAGGGAGCACACCAUCGACUGUGGUGACAUCGUGUGGGGCCUGGCCUUCGGCUCGUCUGUGCCAGAGAAGCAGAGUCGCUGUGUCAACAUCGAGUGGCACCGUUUCAAGUUCGGUCAGGACCAGCUGCUGCUUGCCACGGGCCUCAACAACGGACGCAUUAAGAUCUGGGACGUCUAUACUGGAAAGCUGUUGCUGAAUCUCAUGGACCAUACAGAUAUAGUGCGAGACCUGACUUUCGCCCCUGACGGCAGCCUCAUGCUGGUAUCGUCAUCCAGAGACAAAACUCUGAGGGUCUGGGACCUGAAAGAUGACGGUAACAUGGUGAAAGUGUUGCGAGGUCAUCAGAACUGGGUCUAUUGCAGCGCAUUCUCACCAGACUCCUCAGUCCUCUGCUCUGUCGGAGCCGGUAAAUCGGUAUUCCUUUGGGAUAUGGAUAAAUAUUCCCUGAUCCGGAAGCUGGAGGGUCACCAUAACGACGUGGUGUCCUGUGAGUUCUCUCCCGAUGGAGCCUUGCUCGCCACCGCCUCCUACGACACCCGCGUCAUCAUCUGGGACCCCCACAUGGGCACUGUGCUAAUGGAGCUAGCGCACCUCUUCCCUCCCCCCUCGCCCAUCUUUGCAGGAGGGGCCAAUGAUCGCUGGGUACGCUCCGUAGCAUUCUGCCACGACGGGCGUCACAUCGCCAGCAUCACUGACGAUAGAAUGGUGCGUUUCUGGACCAUUGAUGAGAAGUCUCCCCAGGCCAUCGCUCCCCUCACUAACGGCCUCUGCUGUGCCUUCUCUACUGACGGGAGUUUCCUAGCAGCUGGGUCUCGAGACGGCAGCGUGCAUUUCUGGGCGUGCCCAAAGAGCAUUGCCAGCCUGCAGCACUUGUGUCGCAUGGCACUACGACGGGUCAUGCCCACCCAGCAGGUGCAGACGCUGCCCAUCCCGCCGCGCAUACGCUCCUACCUGUCUUACCAAGAUCUCUAGCCCUCCACCUUCACCCUCACCACCCAACACACUGCACAUUGGACACCAAUGUAUAUUACCUUUCUAGAAAAAACACCCAGGAAAAAGAACAAAAAAAGAACCAAAGAGGACAAACUUGAUUCACAAACUAACACCCCCAUGCUAUUCUGUGGCAAGACAACUUCUUUUUGUAUUUAUUUAUUUUUGUAGGUUUGUGCAUGUGUGUGCGCGCCACGGUCCCCCUCAGGUAUCGUGGUUGAAUGGUUAAGUUAUUUCAGGGGCCUGUGUCUCUGCGUAAGAUGGCCUUACCAUAUCAGUCACCUCUGGAUAGUUCUACAUUCUUCCUCCAAUAGAGACUUGUUCGCUGCUGAUUAUUGGCCUGGUGGUGGUGAAAUGGUGGUGGAAUCAAUGUUGAUGUGCUAUCUAUCGCUAAACCUUCUCUGACUUGGAAGUGGUUGUUUCUCUACACUACAGAGAAUCCAUGCAACUCCACUGACUUUACUGUAAAGGUUGCAAAAUUCCAGGAACUUUCAAUAAAUUCCCUGGUUAUCCCGAAAUCCAGGUUGGAGGAAAACUGGAACCGGACCGAAUAAGCAGGAAAUCUGGAAACCUCCAACCAGGAUUUAUGGAAAACCCAGGGAAUUUAUUGAAAGUUCCCGUAAUUUUGAAACCUUACUAAGGACUGUGGGUUCGUCCCAACACUGUGCUUUAUUUUCAAUGGUUCAGAGAGGGACAUGAAGGGUCGAGAGGUGUGUAUGGCCACGUGUACGUGUGUACUGUAUGUACAGGGAGAUAUGUGUGUGGAAGCCAGGGGAGUCAAACUCAUUUUGCCACGCGGGCUUCAUUCGGUCUUUGCCGAUGUCCGGAGGGCUGCACUUACAAUUGAUUAUAUUUCCUCUCUGUCAAAAUGUGUCUCAAAAUAGUCCUCUUUCCAUCGCUUUUGGAAUUUUAGAUUCUCCCUGACUGUCUAGAAAGCUGGACAGAGUGAGGUGACUAUAAAUAUACGUCCAUUACCCGCGGGCUGAAUAUGCUCGUGAGCUGGAUCUGGUGUUUAACACCCCUGGUGUAAGUGAAUGACUGUUGAUGAGAUUCGACCUGCUGCAAAGGGCUGCUGGAUCCCUCCCUCAGUUUUCUGCUACCCUAGAUCUCCUCAGGUCUUAAGCCUCACUCUCUCACUGCCCCAGCUCCUCAAUGUGCUUUCCUGUCCACACAUCCUGCCUCACUCACGCCCAGGAGGGCAAAGACUGCCUGUAGCCUCCACUGUCUCAUCUCACUCUCCAAAACAAUAGCGACCCAUGGCCUGACCUGUUUUGGUUCUCAUAAUAUGUAUAUUUUUUACCUGUAAAAAAUUCUGUGUGUGUGUGUGUAUAUAUAUAUAUACUGUAUAUAUAUAUUAAUACCUAUUAAUAUACCAGUAUAUGAACAUAUCAGAGGGUAUAGUAUGCUUUUUACUGCUGUUUUUUUAUUAAUAUACUGUUGUAAACUUUUUCCCCCUCUGUACAUUGUUUUCUCUAAUUUUAAUGUGAAGACCUUUAUAUGAAAUAAUGACUCAAUCUCUUAUUGUUGAGAUCAGGGUGUAGUCUGUGCUCCUUCAGAAGUGGUAGGACGGAGACGGUGAAAGUGUGAAUUAUAGUGUAUAGGACAUAUAGAAAACACAGAAAAUCCUAAAAAGCGGUUGCCAUCCGUAUUGAUGACUGUCUGAAACCCAUGUUCAGCACACACCACUUUUCUCUCCUGUGCUAUGCUGCACAACUCUAAAGUGGAGUUUCUAAGUGUAAGAAAUAACCUAUAGGGGAGAGCUAUACAAGAGAAUAUUUUGAAAAUAAGUCAUCUUCACAGUUGCCAACUGUAGCAUGGGAUCUUUAUUGAUUGUGACAUACAUGCCUGGCAAGCCUUUGAAGGCUUACUGUUAUAUGCAGACAUUUAAUUGGGGGGAAAAAAGUAAUUAUUUUCAGACACAAUGUUGAGAAGGGCCAAAUGGAAAAGUAUUAAUGUUCUACUUUUUGUAUUUUGCCGAUGUUGACCUAGGUAGUGGAGACAGGCCUGCUGUUAACCAAUCUUGGCAAUACGUUUUCUGUUUAAAGUCAAUGCUGAUGCCAAAGGUCUCUCUUUCGUUCUCGUGCUGUAGCCUGUUCUUGUCAGUCAGUGACUUUUCUCUCUCAUGGCUAAAACUUGAAACUUGUGCAUCUGUGAAUUUUAUUUUAUUUAUUCUGAUUUUAUUUCUCCUGUUCUUAGUAAAGCCGUAAGGCUGUUGUCUUCAGUAACCGGUUGGGUUGGUGUGUUUAGUAAAGCCUUUGCUGAUGGAGCUAGAGCAGGUGAAUGAAUCGAAGCGCUGGGUUCUCACCAGUGUUGGGGAGUAGUAAACAACAUGUAGUUCAACUAGUAAUUUAACUACAUUUUGCACUAGCUCUGUGGUAAU